AUGGUAACUCAAGGCGAGGUCGCAUCACCCAUCACCAUGGAUUGGAAGCCACCGACACCCUUCUCCUGCAUGACUAUGCGUUUCCGUUGCCACCAGAACAAGCAGGACGACAGAUCGGUCCCACAAGCGUCCAAAUGUGGUAGCAGCUACAAUGACUCGUGCCUGCAAGAUCCCGCGUUCAUGGUAUCCACGGCGCGCAUGUUGCGUCUAGUGUGA
Molecule: messenger RNA, 216 nt
Organism: Parastagonospora nodorum SN15
Lineage: Eukaryota; Fungi; Ascomycota; Dothideomycetes; Pleosporales; Phaeosphaeriaceae
Exons: 2
Coding region: 1-216 (71 amino acids)
Source: RefSeq, a predicted model, not a curated record